Messenger RNA from Protopolystoma xenopodis, 735 nucleotides. The record is from the annotation of a GenBank genome assembly. Lineage: Eukaryota; Metazoa; Platyhelminthes; Monogenea; Polystomatidea; Polystomatidae.
AUUCCCGGCCAUGUCUAUCAAGCUCACUUACGACAGCUAUGCACUGAGUCAGCUAUUAUCGGUUCUCUCGCCUCUGGAUCACCCCCACCUGCUCAAGGAGGACGGCCCUGCCCCGUGCGACGUUCUUGCUGCCGCUGGCGUGACUGUUCAUCCGGCUCACUGCCUCGAGCCCCUUUCGCCUUGCAGAGUCAUGUGCUUGAUUCGCAUUGUCUUCCUGGUGAACUUGAGAAUCGUAGGCGACGGAGAUGCCUUAAUAUAAACUCCCCAUCUAUCCCACCUACUCCUGCCGCCGCAAGUAGAUCUCCACCAACCAGCGUUGGUGAUCAACCAAGCUGGGCUAUCCUUCGGCAAGUUGAGUUGCGUCGGCUACACGCAGACUUAGCUCCCCUUCUGCCAAGUUCUCAGAUCCCACCCGGUUUUGUGCAAUAUGCCGCUGCUGCUUCCUCAUCCCCUUGUCUUGCUUUGGCCAGCCAAUCUCGGCAGUCUGGUUAUCUUCUACCCGGUCAGCGACUUUCUCCGUUGGGACAUGGUUUGCCCCAUGCGGCGACAACUCCAGCGUAUACAAUGCCGAUGCUGCCUCCACCCCAGACUCCCAGAGAGGGCCCUGUAACUAAACACCUGCGUGUAUCGGCCGCUUUAGUUCUACGAAAUCUGGUCAUGCAUCUUGAAGAGGCUCGCAGGUCAGUUAUGCUGCAUUUGAGACUUGGGAUUACACUUUUUGGCUUCACUUGUUGA